GUCUCGUCCGAGUCCCACUCUUGCAGUGCCGUAGUUCCUCCCGCGCCCCGCUGGGCCAAGAUGUCGGCCUCCGUAUGCCUGCAGCGUGUGGGGAGGCGGGUGCUGCUCUGGAACUGGGAGCUGCCUUGCAACUGGAGCGCCUUCCACACCUCCGUAGUCUGCGCCAAGAACCGCGCUGCGCGAGUCCGCGUGGGCAAAGGGGACAAGCCGGUGAGCUACGAGGAGGCGCACGCCCCGCACCACAUCGCCCACCGCAAGGGCUGGCUCUCCCUGCACACAGGUAAUCUAGAUGGGGAGGACCACGCUGCAGAGCGAACAGUGGAGGAUGUUUUCCUUCGCAAGUUCAUGCUAGGUACCUUCCCAGGGUGCCUGGCCGACCAGAUAGUCCUGAAGCGCCGUGUCAAUCAAGUGGAGAUCUGUGCUCUGGUCCUCAGGCAGCUGCCAGCACACAAGUUCUACUUCCUCAUAGGCUACAGCGAGACUCUGCUGUCUCACUUUUACAAGUGUCCUGUGCGACUCCACCUCCAAACUGUGCCCUCAAAGGUGGUAUAUAAGUAUAUCUAGAAAGAUGCUCUUUUCUUGCACCAGGCUGUAGCCUACAAAGGCUGUGUGGGAAAGGGGUGAAGUAGAACAGGAGGAAAUACAUGCCCUCAAGAGGGAGCUGCUGUUGAAUAAAGAGUCUCAUGUGUUU
Molecule: messenger RNA, 691 nt
Organism: Dipodomys spectabilis (banner-tailed kangaroo rat)
Lineage: Eukaryota; Metazoa; Chordata; Mammalia; Rodentia; Heteromyidae
Gene: Mrps24
Product: mitochondrial ribosomal protein S24
Exons: 4
Coding region: 61-564 (167 amino acids)
Biological process (GO): translation
Cellular component (GO): mitochondrion
Source: RefSeq, a predicted model, not a curated record